UGAGAUCCUCUCUUUUGAAUCGAAUCCUCGGCUCCGGCAUUAACUGACCAACGCACCACUCGACUCGUUGCCCUACAAUCCUAGCAGCCAUGGCUCCCCGAGCUGAAGGCAGCAGCACUCUUAAAAGAGCUCGCGGUUCUGCCGACGACAACGAUUCCUUCAAGAAACCCCGUCGCUCCGAGCGCCUCUCCUCCCAGCGCACCGGCGACAGCCCCGAACCCAAGCAGAAGACGCCCCUCAAGACCACCAAACAACUGCCAUCUCCAGUUACCCACGACUCCGAUGAAUUCCCACAGGAUUCCAAAGAGCCCACUGCCACCCCUCCAGCCGGCCGCCCCAGCCAGCUGUCGCAAAUCAGCCCCCGCCCAGAAAACCAACAUUCUCAGUCGCAAGCGUCCCAGCUCAAUGACACACAAGCCUUUAGCCAGUUGCCCGAUCUCGACAAGGCAUUGUCGGACGAGGUCGAGGAUGAAGUCAAGGAGGGAGUUUGGGGCUACCUGUUUCCCCUAGAUCCUAGGUACGGCGGCCGCUGCGUCGUCUUGAGGAGGAGGGCCGCUUGUCCCCUUCCGGAUACGGUCUCACAGGCGGUUGGCUCCAAGAGAGGUAAACGCGGCCAGAAGGCGCUGAUCAAGGAGGAGCACGAUUUGGACAAGACCAAGGUCAAGGGACUUCCAUCCGGUGGCUAUCUGAUCGGCCGACACCCAGAAUGCGACAUCCAAAUAGAGGACCCCAUCGUUUCGAACCGGCACUGCAUCAUCUUCACAGAGAACAAGGGCAACGACACCAUCGCCGUAUUAGAGGAUCUGUCGAGUAACGGAACGUUCGUCAACGAGGCAAUAGUGGGUCGCAAUCGACGGAGAGAGCUCCAAGAGCUAGAUGAGAUCGCCGUUCUUGGCACAGCCCGCUUCAUCUUCCGAUACCCCAAAAGUCGACACACCAGCGCUUUCAGGCAGCAGUACACCACGCUGCAGAAGUUGGGCAAGGGCCAUUUUGCCGAGGUUUACCUGUGUGUGGAGAAGUCGACGGGUUCACAGUAUGCCGUCAAGGUAUUCUCCAAGACUCCUGGCGUCGAGGAGCGGUCCAAGGACGAGGGUCUUCAGCAGGAAAUUGCCGUGCUGAUGGGGGUUAGUCACCCCAACGUCUUGUGUCUCAAAGAUACCUUCAAUGAGCCCAACGCCGUUCACCUAGUCCUUGAGCUGGCGCCAGGAGGCGAGCUCUUCAACUACAUUGUCAAGAAGACCAAGCUUUCCGAGAACGAGUGCCGCAAGUUGUUUACCCAGCUUUUCCAGGGUGUCAAGUACUUGCACGACCGCAACAUUGUCCACCGCGACAUCAAACCCGAGAACAUUCUGCUGGUCGACGAUGACCUGCACGUUAAGCUGGCUGAUUUUGGUCUUGCCAAGAUCAUUGGUGAGGAGUCCUUCACCACCACUCUCUGCGGUACGCCCAGUUAUGUGGCACCGGAAAUCCUCACCGACACUCGUCAUCGCAAGUACACCAAGGCGGUCGAUGUCUGGUCUCUCGGUGUAGUGCUGUACAUCUGCUUGUGCGGCUUCCCACCUUUUUCGGAUGAACUCACCUCGCCCGACUUCCCUUAUUCCCUUUCAGAUCAAAUCAGGCAAGGCAAAUUCGACUACCCAUCGCCUUACUGGGACCCGGUGGGUGAUUUGGCUCUUGACCUGAUUGAUUCCAUGCUCGUCGUCGACCCCGAGAAGCGCUUCACCAUCGACGAUUGCCUUUCCCAUCCAUGGAUGACGCAAAAAACGCCUGGCGUCAAUGACAGCACCAACGGCCUCGUUAACGGGAUCGCCGGCCUCGACGUCACCAGGCGCGGCGUCCUCCGCGAGCGCACCCUCCUCAGCUCCAUCAACACAGUCGAGAUCGCCGACAAGAUCCCACUUGGCGAGAACAAGCCCGAGCUGAAGAUCUACAAGAAGAACCCCACGGAAACGGUCGGUGGGCCCAGCGAGCACGAACUUGCCGGUGCACAAGCAGGACCCUCCCGCCAAAAAGAGGCCAGACCCGAUGACAACAGGGACCCAAAUGAGUUUAUGAAGAUGGGUGGUAAGGGUGAUGAGGUACUCUUUGCGGACGAUCCGAAAAGUAAUUACCCAACCGCCAAAAAGGAUGUGAAGGAUAUUGUCGAGUCGUCGACAAAGACGAACGGCAAAGGUAAGGGUAAGGGUAAGAAAGAAUAA
Neurospora tetrasperma FGSC 2508 is the source of this 2198-nucleotide messenger RNA. RefSeq lists its product as uncharacterized. The coding region runs from base 90 to 2198 and encodes 702 amino acids. The transcript has 4 exons. Gene Ontology annotation, biological process: protein phosphorylation; mitotic DNA damage checkpoint signaling. The record is from RefSeq and is a predicted model, not a curated record. Gene Ontology annotation, cellular component: nucleus. Gene Ontology annotation, molecular function: ATP binding; protein serine/threonine kinase activity; protein binding. Lineage: Eukaryota; Fungi; Ascomycota; Sordariomycetes; Sordariales; Sordariaceae.